Chaetomium globosum CBS 148.51 is the source of this 291-nucleotide messenger RNA. RefSeq lists its product as uncharacterized. The transcript has a single exon. The record is from RefSeq and is a predicted model, not a curated record. The coding region runs from base 1 to 291 and encodes 96 amino acids. Lineage: Eukaryota; Fungi; Ascomycota; Sordariomycetes; Sordariales; Chaetomiaceae.
AUGGUCUCGUUCACCACCCUUCUCACGGCCACCCUCGCCACCUUGGCUGCCGCCUCCCCUGCCACCAGAGCACUCAAGCCGCGCCAGAGCGACUGCCAGGCUGUCCGCGACGCCAUUGCUGCCAACAACUGGCCCUGCAACGAAGUGGCUGCUCCCUCGUGCGAGUUCUGCUGCGAAUCGUGGCUGAACCUCGAGGGCGCUUUUGGCAACCCUCCCUGCCACGAGGACCACGGGGACUUUACUUGCCCUGCCGGCAGCGAGGGCUAUCACUGCGCUGCCGACUCGAAGUGA